UGGGCUCAUCAGCUGCGGUUCCACCUACGGGCGAAGGCCCGGAAGGCCCCAAAAGGCCCCGAAGGCCCCGGCCUGCGAGGACCGCGAGGACCGCGAGACCGCCAUGGCGGCGGCGGCCGCUGCAGCGGUGAAACGGCGACAGGAAGUGGAGGCAGCCAUUGCGGCUGGCGAAAUCCACCCUGUGUCGCCCACCCCAGCGCCCAAGCGCCGCAAUUCCCUUCCGGAUGAAGUCCAUGGGGGGUUCUGGAAAUAUCAGCGGAGAGUGGCCGUGGCGUAUGUGAAUGUGAAGGCGCAGCUCGCAGUGGCUGCGUUGAUCUGCGGGAAUUUCUUGGUGAAUAUCAUGGAGAAAUGGAUUGAUCCCUGUGGAGACAAGCACAAGGAUGUCUGGCGAGGGACGGAUUUGUUCUUCAAUCUGAUUUUCUUUAUGGAGCUGUUGAUAAACAUGUACGGUUUUUGGUUCAUUCGUUUCUGGACCUCUGCAUGGAACGUCUUUGACACCGUCGUGGUGUCAAUUGGCGUGCUAGACAUUUUCCAAGUGCCCCUUCCGGGACCGCUGAGUUUGCUGCGGAUGAUGCGCGCCUUUCGAGUUUUUCGACUCUUCAAGCGAGUGAAGUCGCUCAAGAAGAUUCUCGAUUCUUUGGCGCACGCGCUGCCAUCACAUGUCAAUUCAUUUGGUAUUUUGUUUCUCGUGAUGUGUAUUUAUGCGAUCCUGGCUGUCGACUUCUUCAUGAACUAUGGAGUUGACGGAUAUUAUGUGAACAACCUUCAGGAGUCGAUAGAAGUGACCACAGGGCGCGGUCUCACGUUUGGCUACGACUACUUUGGAAAUUUUGGUUUAUCUUUGUUCACCAUGUUUCAAGUGAUUACAGGAGAUUCCUGGUCCGAGGCGGUUGCUAGACCCUUGGUGUAUGGCGAGGAUAGCUUCCUAGCCUUUGGAAGCAUCCUAUAUUUCAUUUCGUUUCAACUGCUUUGUGGAGUUGUGUUGAUCAAUGUUACCAUCGCCAUCCUCCUGGAGAAGAUGGUGGAUGACGGGUCUGAAAAGAUGGAGGAGGCUCAGAGAAAUGCUUACUUAGCACAAGAAGCUGCCCGGCUGGGCCUUGAUGAGGGUCUACGGAUAGCAGCUGAUGAUGUUGGUGCAGUGAAUCCUAGUGACUGGCAGCUGGAGAGCGAUGAGUGCGGUUCAGACGUCCUUCAAUUUGAGGGAGAGGUCAAUCAAAUGAGACGAGACAUGUCAGUACUCAGACAAGGCUUGAAAGACGUCCUCUUCGCUUUGAAGACUGAAUCGCACAAGCUUCCCAUCCACACAGCAGCUGUGGAUAGGAGUUCCCCAGCAGUGGCUACAGAGCUUGAGGCGCUUGAGGUAGCAUCAGUCACCAGCGACAGGGAAUUCAAGGAAUGACCUCAAGUUGUGGCGGGUGUGACGGUGGAUGAGCUUUAUCUGAC
Cladocopium goreaui is the source of this 1443-nucleotide messenger RNA. Lineage: Eukaryota; Dinophyceae; Suessiales; Symbiodiniaceae. The record is from the annotation of a GenBank genome assembly.